Molecule: messenger RNA, 1148 nt
Organism: Lathyrus oleraceus (garden pea)
Lineage: Eukaryota; Viridiplantae; Streptophyta; Magnoliopsida; Fabales; Fabaceae
Product: NADPH-dependent aldehyde reductase-like protein, chloroplastic
Exons: 1
Coding region: 235-1017 (260 amino acids)
Source: RefSeq, a predicted model, not a curated record
AAAAAAAAUAGUCUCCUUCUCUCAUUUAUGAUGACUGUUAGAGUAGAUGACAUGUGAGCUUACGCAAUUUUAUUCAUUACAAAAAAAAAUCUUUCGCAGUCUUUUGACCAAAGAGUGAAUUGCAUCAUCUAUAUUUAACAAUGUUUAUCAGAUCCAUCUCGCCUAAUCUCAAUAAAAAAAUUCAGUAUAAAUACGAUCCCUAUUGCACAAUAUUCAUUCAUCACAUAAAUCGCCAUGGCUACUUCACUUCCCCAAUCAGCACCGCUUCAUGAUAGAGUGGCAAUCGUCACCGGCUCCUCCCGCGGGAUCGGGAAAGACAUCGCACUUCACCUAGCUUCACUCGGCGCCAAACUCGUCAUCAACUACACCUCCAACUCAGACCUUGCCGACUCAGUCGCCGCACAUAUCAACGCAAACCAAGCCACUCCACGAGCCAUAACCGUCCGCGCCGACGUGUCAGAUCCGGACGGCGUUAAGUAUCUCUUCGACUCCGCUGAGGAAGCCUUCAACUCGCCUGUUCACAUUCUCGUCAACUCAGCCGGCAUCACCGACGGAAAGUUACCAAGCAUAGCAAACACAACAGACGAAUCCUUCGAUCGUAUCAUGAACGUGAACGCAAAAGGAGCAUUUCUCUGUGCGAGAGAAGCGGCGAACAGGCUAAAACGCGGCGGUGGAGGGAGAAUCAUUCUUCUGACGACGUCAUUAGCAGCAGCUUUUAAGCCAGGUUACGGUGCGUACACGGCAUCAAAGGCGGCGGUGGAAGCGAUGAUCAAGAUUCUGGCGAAGGAGCUGAAGGGGACGGGGAUUACCGCAAAUUGCGUGGCGCCGGGACCUGUUGCGACGGAAUUGUUCUUGGAAGGGAAGACGGAGGAGACGGUGAAGAUGAUUGCGGAAGGUAAUCCUUUUGGUAGAAUUGGUGAGACCAAAGAUAUUUCACCUGUUGUUGGAUUUUUAGCCACAGAUUCUGCUGAAUGGAUCAAUGGUCAAAUUAUUCGUGUCAAUGGUGGCUAUGUUUAAGUUUUUUUUGUUGGGAUGGAAAGGUUUUGUUGAAUCUUAUGAAUAACCGACUACAGUCUUAAAACUAUAUUGUAUUUUUAGAGGUCAUGGUGAAACUAGAUAAUCAAGAAUGCAAUUCGAUUUUUUUUCAA